Molecule: messenger RNA, 1223 nt
Organism: Dothidotthia symphoricarpi CBS 119687
Lineage: Eukaryota; Fungi; Ascomycota; Dothideomycetes; Pleosporales; Dothidotthiaceae
Product: EF-hand
Exons: 1
Coding region: 469-1134 (221 amino acids)
Biological process (GO): spindle pole body duplication
Cellular component (GO): half bridge of spindle pole body; mitotic spindle pole body
Molecular function (GO): microtubule binding; calcium ion binding
Source: RefSeq, a predicted model, not a curated record
UCCUGGCGUUACCUAUGGCUGCCUGGCAUCUGCCUCUGCCUGAACAAUGACAAUGAACAUUGACAACAACAACCCUCCACUUGACAUUCAACCUCAAAGACGACUCUGAUUGAAUUGAUAACCCCUCUAUCGCCAAGAUAUUGCACGUCUGCUCUCACCGUCUGCAAAUCCUUUCAACCUUGCUCCAACUCUACGAAUGUCAACCUAACAGCAGCCCAAACCAAAGCACUCUAGCCCCAUCACCAAAACGCGCUAAGCCAAGCUCUCAAGUUCGACGCGUCCACCUCCACCGCAACUUAGCCAAAAGUCACCAAAAACAACAACACCCCACUGCCACCUACGUCCUAUGAAACUUAAUCCUUGAAUGUGUUAAGCUUGGACCACAACGACUUCACCUCAUCCACCACACAACCCUCUCGUCCACCACACCACACCACACCAAACACCCACUACACGCACCCCCCCAAAAUGGCGACGUCCACAAACCCCCCCCUCGCCCCCCGCUACCCUCUCUCCCGGCCCCCACCCCCGGCCCCCACCCAACAACAACCGCUCAACAAAACCGCGCAACGCCACGACUCCGACCGCCUCGAAGCCUCCCGAAAGUCCCGCACAGAACAAGCACGCCUCGACGCGGCCGCACAAAACAGCCUCGCACAGCUCUCCGAGGAACAACGCGAAGAAAUCAGCGAAGCAUUCAACCUCUUCGACCUCGAUAAAGACACCUACAUCGACUACCACGAGCUGAAAGUCGCGAUGAAAGCGCUGGGUUUCGAUUUGCCGAAGGCGGAGAUAUUGGGGAUACUGCAGGGGUAUGGGGUUGCUGCACCGGGGAACGCGGCGCCGGGGGGAAAUGCAGCGCAGCCUAGACUAUUGCUCAGUUUCCAGGCUUUCCAGACGUUGAUGGCGCAGCGCAUUUUGUCGCGCGAUCCGCAGGAGGAGAUUUUAAGAGCGUUUGAGCUGUUUGAUGAGGGGGGGAAGGGACGCAUUACGCUGCAGGAUCUUACGCGUGUGGCGCGGGAACUGGGCGAGGGGCUGAGUCAUGAUGAGCUUGUUGCGAUGAUUGAGGAGUUUGAUAUGGAUGGGGAUAAUGCGAUUAGUCGCGAGGAGUUUGUGGGUAUCUGUUUGGGAUGAAGUGUUGGAUGGAGGGCGUUUUUUUGUUUAUGGCGGAGGGGUGAGAUAUACCAGGGUAGUUCAAUGAUAUGAAUCAGUCAAUCAUUCAG